GCCGGAUUUCAAUUCGCUCAAUAUGGCAGUGGCUUUCGGUAACGUUGGGAACUGCCAGUCGUAGAGGACUGUUCAAAAAAGUAAAAGUAGGAAGUUGAGCUCUGCUAAGUUAGAAAUAAAUGUAAUACCUGAAAAACGGAACUAACGAGGAUUCAAUACGGAAUAUUUGUGAAAUGAAAAACACACGACCUGUCUUUUAUAUACCGUGAAGUGGAAUAGGUGUGCAACUUUAAACUUUUUAAGUUACAAACUGAAUUUUAUUGAAGGGACGAACACGAAAAAAGAACGACUAACUAAAUUAAACAGAAAUAUUGGAUAAAAAUGACUUUGUUGUUUGGAAAGAAGGUAUGCGAUCGUUUAAUAGGAAGAUGUGUCAGGAGACUAAACCUUUUCUCCACUCCCUCGCCUUCUAACUGGACUAAAGUAGUGUCGGAUGCUGAGAAGAUCGUGGGCUACCCCACCUCCUUCAUGAGCCUCCGCUGUCUGCUCAGCGAUGAGCUCAGCAACGUCGCUCUGCACGUCAGAAAGCUGGUGGGCACGAGACACCCGCUAAUCAACACCGCCAGGGGUUUUGUCUUCGACAAUAAGAACAACCUUCAGAUGAGAGGCUUGGUUGUGCUACUUAUUUCUAAAGCUGCUGGUCCUAGUUUAGCUGCUGAUGCCCCUCUUGAACAAGAUAUGGUUAGUGGAAUAUACCCAAGUCAACGUAACCUUGCUGAGAUCACUGAGCUGAUUCAUUCUGCUUUCCUGGUUCAUCGUGGCAUUGUGAAUCUCAAAGACUGGACAACUUCUGAUGGCCCCCUGAAUGACAUGCAGUUUGGAAAUAAAAUGGCUGUCUUAAGUGGGGAUUUUCUUCUUGCCAAUGCAUGUACUGGUCUGGCACAACUGAAUAACACAAAGGUUGUGGAGCUCAUAUCCAGUGCUAUUGGGGACUUGGUUCAAGGUAUAUACUAUGAAAACAACAGAGCGGGUGAGGAGAUCAACAUUACUGAUGACGUAUUAAUUGGAGCCUGGCAAGAUCACACCUUUUUAUCCCAUGGUGCUUUGCUCGCUAAAAGCUGUCAAGCAGCAAUGGAGUUAGCACACCAUGAAAUGCGGUCCCAAGCAUUGGCAUUUCAGUAUGGCAAACAUCUUUCUCUUGGACAUAAGCUAAACUCAGAUGUGCAAGCUUUUGUCAAGGAAAAUACAUGUGAUCGAACAUCCUUCAAUUUCAAUAGUGCCCCUGUCAUUUUGCACCAGCAAUUUGUUGGUCGAGAGCAGUGGAUUUGUGAAAUCAAUAAGGCUAAAUCCAGCCAUCAUGAUGCAGGCUACUCAGAGUUGUGGAGAAUAGUGAAGAGUGGCAAAGGUGUGGAUUCUGCCAUUGACCUGUGUCAUUACCAUGGAAACAAAGCACUUGAGGCUAUAAAGUGCUUUCCUCCCUCGGAGGCCCGAUCAGCAUUAGAAAAUAUUGCCACCGCUGUUACCAAUUUGUAACACAAACACAAAUUUGUAUAUACCAGACUGCAUGCAGCUAUCAAUACAUUUUUACAGUAUACUAAAAAUGUGAACAAUACUGUUGCCGUGUUUUGUGUUUAUUCUCUUGUUUGCAUUUAAUUUAAAGCUUACAGCUUGUGUGAGUGUGUGUGUGUGGCAUCAAACACAAUCACAAAAAAGGUCAAACAGCUUUCACUUGUCAUGCCAGAAGCACACUUGAAGCUGCUCUGGUAGAAAUAAUUAAUGAGACUUUCUGCUGUGACCUCAGCAAAUGGACAGGAAAUAGGGCCGUAUUGAUUGGACACAGCCAGGGAUGGCGCCAGCGUGGUGGCCUGUGGUUUUCUUGCACUUGUGAGGACAAAGGGGGUGUGAACUUGCAGGUGUCACAGGAAACACUCGGUUACUCACUACAUACGCUUGCUUUGCUUUUCAUUAGGAAGGACACUUCAGUGAAAGAAGAUGAAAAAGCAGAAAGAAGCUUGUGAUUGUUCUUAACUCAGUUUUUGCACUUUUUGUAGUCUUUUUUGCAAAAGAGGUUACAUUAAAGAUAUUUGUUCAAUAUAUCAGGCUCAAUAUACAGUAUGCUUAAACUGGAGGAAAAAAAAUCAAGUGUACUUUUCCCUCUCUUCCCUCUUUAUAAUCUUCCUUUUAUUUCUUAUAAUGGCUCAGCUUUUACCCAGUUUAUCCUAUUGCCAGGAGCAAAGGCUUUGUUAUUUAAAGGGUAAAUAUGAGCCAUUUAAACUUGAAGAUGCAGACUUUAAAAGUCUUUAACAACAGAUCACCAAUGACAGAAAGAGUAGAAGGUAUAUCAUCAGCCUGCAACUUGACACUGUCUCUGUUUUGUUCAUAGAGAUGAUUUUUGUGGUUUGCAUGCAUGCAACCUGAGAGCAACGUUGACAAGAAGGCUGAGUUUACAUAAAUGAUCUAGAUUGGGAUUCAGCUACCUUUCUUCCUUCUGUGGUGUAAUUACAGCCAAUCUGGAGACAGCUAGCACAGCAAACAGAUUUUAUUACACCGUCAUUCAAAUAUUAAGGAGCAGCUUUCAUAGGACUCCACGGACAGCACAGCAGCAGGGUAUCCUCAGGUGUGACUUAAGCUUUAUUAUUUCCAGGUGGACUGUCACCUCCUAAUUGUCUGAUUUGUUUGUAAAAAAAAAAUCAUUUGAGAAAUGGAUGUAAGGUAAAAAAAAAUCAAGCAAAUCAGAUGAAAUUCCCAUUAAUUCAUUUCCACUUACUGAAUAGUUAAAUCCAUAUGUGUGCAUGGAAGAAAGAAGCAGCUAAAUUUGACUGAUUUAUUAUGUCCAUGAAUAGAAAGAAAUGACUAAUGUAAAUGCUGUUUUUUUUUUUCUUGUAAAAUAAAAGAUACGAAUGACUACAAA
This is a messenger RNA of Polypterus senegalus (gray bichir), 2851 nucleotides long. It is a transcript of the gene pdss2, whose product is annotated as prenyl (decaprenyl) diphosphate synthase, subunit 2. Lineage: Eukaryota; Metazoa; Chordata; Cladistia; Polypteriformes; Polypteridae. Gene Ontology annotation, molecular function: prenyltransferase activity. The coding region runs from base 322 to 1473 and encodes 383 amino acids. The transcript is spliced from 8 exons. The record is from RefSeq and is a predicted model, not a curated record. Gene Ontology annotation, biological process: ubiquinone biosynthetic process; isoprenoid biosynthetic process. Gene Ontology annotation, cellular component: mitochondrion; transferase complex.